GCACGGCCUCAAUCAUCAGAGGUCGAAGAUACCGAUGAACCAAAAUUCCUUGAAGGACGUGGGAGGUUGAUGGGCGAUGGAUGAUGCGCAUUGGCAGAUGUCGACGGAUAGACAUUUAUUGUUGGAAGAAGAACUGCUUUGGUAGGAGAGAAGAGAAAGAGUGGUACUGAUUAUCUGUGAAGAAGAAGAAGAAGAAGAAGAACCAUGAUGCUUGCAAGUAGAGCUUGUGCCAAGGCAGUUUCACGCCAGAACUGUGUGCGUGCCUUUUCCACGGCCGACAAGGGUUGGAUUCCCAAUGUUUCGUUGGAUACCGAUAUUGUCCAUGGCGGGAUUGUUCCCUGCGAAAAGACGGGUGCCAUCUUGACCCCCGUAUACCUGUCCACGACAUUUGUGCAGGAAAGUGUGGAUAAAUACUUGGACAAGGGAUUCUCGUAUUCCAGAACCAACAAUCCCACGGUAUCUGUGCUAGAGCAAAAAGUGGCCCACAUUGAGAAUGGCCACGGAUCCAUCUGUGUCGGCACUGGCAUGUCAGCAACGGCUGCCUGUAUCAAUGCCUUUAUGAAAACGGGGGACCAUUGUGUCAUUACCAACUGCAGUUAUGGUGGAACCAAUCGCAUUUGUCGUGAACAAUUUCAACCUUUUGGGAUGGAAUUUUCGUUUGUCGAUUUUACCGAUCCGGCCAAUGUGGAAGCGGCCAUCCAGCCCAAUACCACACUCAUCUUUAGCGAAUCACCCACCAACCCCACCAUUACCCUGGCGGAUCUAGAUGCCAUUUCCGAAAUUGCCAAAAGGCGCGGAAUCUUGCACGUCUGUGACUCCACAUUUGCCACUCCCUACGUCAUGCGACCCCUGGAUCACGGCGUCGAUCUCACCAUUCAGUCGUUGACCAAGUACUACGAUGGACACAACAUGGGCGUCGGGGGAGCUCUUAUUGCCAAAACACCCGAACUCUACGAACGCAUCAAGUUGGUACAAAACAUGCACGGAUCCAUCAUGUCACCUAUGACUGCCUACAUGAUGUUGCAGUCCAUGAAAACCAUGGGAUUACGCAUCAGACAACAAUCCAGUUCCGCCAUGAAAAUUUGCACCUUUCUGGAAUCGCACCCCAAGGUGGAACGCGUCCGAUAUCCCGGAUUGGCAUCGCAUCCGCAAAAGGAAUUGGCCGAUCGUCAACAUCGCGAUAAUUUGCACGGUGGCAUGGCCAUGUUUGACGUUGUGGGUGGAGACCAGGCUGCCAUUAAACUCAUGGAUACCAUCAAACGACCCUGGACGCUGUGUGAAAAUCUAGGUGCCACCGAAUCCAUCAUUACCGCCUGUGCCGUCAUGACGCAUGCCAAUAUGCUACGGGAAGAUCGUAUGAAGGUGGGGAUUACCGAUGGUUUCAUCCGAAUCUCGGUGGGAAUUGAAGAUCCCGACGAUUUGAUCCGUUCGUUAGAUGAAGCGCUGAAUCAGUUGUAAGUAAUUCUGAUUGUUAGUUAUCACUAUGGAACGGAGGAGAAAGUGCUUGGAGUAGAGUUAUAAUAAAUGAGACGAAGGAAAACUCCUUGGCCAUUCGGAUGGAUUGAUUGGUUUGAAGAAGGAAGAAUGUGUGUGAAUGGCCCAAUGACGGAAGAGACAAUUUAUUUCCGACGGCAAUGGAAUCAACUGGCGCCAAAGGAGGUUUUUCUGCUGAGAGAGCACUGAUACAUACAUAAAAAAUGAAUCCUAUUAAUAUUGCCGGAUAUAGCUGUGUUCUGGCUUCCAGUAGGACUGUGUAGAGCUAUCACAGAAUGGUUUGCUUCAAACGCAAAGGUUCCGCAAAGCAAAAUCGUUCUCUACAAAAGGUUUGGAGUAGGAUCCAUGCAUUUUGCAUCAUUUCAGGCUUUGGAUCAUGUCAGGCGGGACAAUUUUACCCUGACCCCUAACCAGUGUACCGGUACGGAUACCAGCAGAGCUGUCAAGAAAUCCUGCCUAGCAUCAUUGAGGCGUUGUCUCCACACGCAUAUCCGUUGAGGCUUUUUGUUGUUUGCUACAGCGGAUGUCUGGCCAGCACCGGUAGAGACCAACAGUACCGUACAUAAAGC
Seminavis robusta is the source of this 2063-nucleotide messenger RNA. Lineage: Eukaryota; Bacillariophyta; Bacillariophyceae; Naviculales; Naviculaceae. The record is from the annotation of a GenBank genome assembly.